AUGGGGCGGCGGUUCCCGGCGCGCUUCUGGGUGUCGCUGACAUGGGCGAUCCUCGGGGCGUUCCAGUUCGGAUAUCACCUCGGGGUGCCGAACAUCCCCAUGGUGGACCUGUCGGAGCAGUUCGACUUCUCGCUCUCCGGCGGCGCGUCGAUCCUCGUCGGGUCCAUGCUAGUCGGCGCCUUCCUCAGCGCCCUGACCGCAGGUUCCGCCGUGGAGCGUUAUGGCAUUCGCGGCGCCCUGGCGCUGUUCAACUUGCCGGUCUUCGCGUCCACGCUGGUGUCGGGGCUGAUCCCGCGGUCGGCGGGCUUCUGGGCGCUGUGCGCGCUGCGCUUCGGCGUCGGGCUCGGCGUGGGGCCGUUCGUCGGCAUUUCUCCCCAAUACCUGGCGGAGGUGUCGCCCGCGCAGCUGCGGGGGCGCAUCGGGGUGCUGAACGCGGUGGGCGUGGCGUCGGGCAUUCUGACGAGCUACGUGCUGGGCGUGCCGUACGGCGUGGGGGCGUCGCGCGUGGGCGGCGUGGCGUGGUGGCGGGUGAUGUUUUCGGGGGCGGCGGCGUUUAGCGCGGUGAUGUGGGGCCUGACGCUGGUGGCGCCGGAGAGCCCGACGUGGCUGCGCGACCACGGGCGGGCGGAGGAGGCGGACGCGGCGAUAUCGAAGCUGUACGGCCUGCCACCACCAAAGCCGGGGGCGCGGUAUAGCGACGUGGAGAGCGCGCUGGGCUCCGUCGCGGAGGACGAGGACGGCGACGGGGAGGACGUGCGGGGAGCUGCGGAGAAGGGCGGCAGGAAGGGCGGCAGCGGGGACGCGGGGUCGGGCGAGACGGCGGAUGUCGGGGGGGUGCGCUUUGGGUCGGAGACGGUGGCGCCGGCGGCGGUGGAGGCGACGGUCGAGGCGGCCGGCGGGAAGAAGGGCGCAGAGAGGGAGGACGAGGAGGAGGCCGCGGUGUCGCCGUGGGAGGCGAUGAUGCGGCCGGGGUACCGCAAGGCGACGUUGUUGGCGAUGGGGGCGCCGUCGCUGCUGCAGCUGUCGGGGGUGAACACGGUGAUCAUAUUCUCGUCGGCGGUGUUCGCGGACGCCGGGCUGGACAACGCAGUGGUUGGCGCCGUGAUCGUGGGCGCGGCGAACCUCAUCGGCGCGGCGCCUGCUUUCUUCCUCAUCGAGCGCUCCGGCCGCCGGAGCCUGAUCUUCGCGGGCCACCUCGUCAUGGGCACGUGCCUGGCGCUGGUGUCUGUGUUCUACUUCUCGGGGAUGGACGCCACGGUGCGCGGGUGGCUGACGGUGGCGUGCUUCGUGGUGUACAUGGUAUUCUUCAACAUCGGGCCGGGCAGCACGGCGUUCGUGUACGCCCCGGAGAUCCUGCCCGACGAGAUCCGCAGUCAGGGUAUGACGCUUGCCAACGCGGCGCACUGGCUGCUCAACAUCGCGGUCGGGACGUCGUGGCCGUUUUUGUCGGACUGGAUCGGCGUCGGGGCGGCGUUCCUGAUCUACGUGGCGCUCAACGCGUGUGGGGUGUGCUACGCACAGUUCCUGAUGGUGGAGACAAUCAAGAGGACGUUCCGGCAGAUAUCGGCGCGUGUGGGAAUCAAGCAGAGCCUGACGAUCCGGAGGAACGUGUCGUCGGCGGUGCGGGCGCGGCGGUAG
This is a messenger RNA of Pedinophyceae sp. YPF-701, 1638 nucleotides long. Lineage: Eukaryota; Viridiplantae; Chlorophyta; Pedinophyceae. The record is from the annotation of a GenBank genome assembly.